CUUCCAAGUUCCAACCCAACUCUGCUUCAAUAGGGACGGCAGCAGCGGCGAGCAAUCUCACGGCGCAGACCAUUCAAACCCCCCAAACCCUAACUCUCAUUCCCCACCACCAUGGCCCCGAAGCGCCCGGCCGCCUCCUCCCCCGCCGCGUCGGGCUCGGCCUCCGACGGCGAGGCCGACCCGCCGCACCACGACCACCACUCCCCGUCUCCCUCCCCCUCUCCCUCUCCCUCACCCUCCCCAUCCCGCUCCCGAUCCAAGACCCCUCCACCCAACCUCCACCCCGCCGCCGCCGCGCUCUCCUCCACCCCCAUCUCCGCCGCCAUCGAACGCGCGGCUGCCUCUGCCUCCGCCUCCGAGUCCGAAGGCCGCCUCCCCUCCCCGAGGCGCAGCCACGAGCGCUCCCCCCGCCUCCACUCCGACUCCGACAACUCCGCCGCCGCUUCCGAUGAAGACAACCAUACGCCGCCGCGUCGCUCGGCGCCCCGCUCCUCCCUCAUUGAUCCCUCCGACGUCAGGCCCAUCAGCUCCCGCCCCAUGGACAGCGCCGCCCGCCGCGCCUCCCAGCGGCGCUCCAAGCGCCCUCGCAACACCCUGCUCGCCCUCCCCCGCAGCUCCGUGCUCUCCCUGGACAGGCACAAGCGGCCGCCGCGGGUUUGGAGCCCCCAAGACGAGAUCACCAUACUGCGCUCCCUCAUCUCCUACCGCGCCAAGAAAGGUGUGCUCCCCGCAUCCAACCAGGAGACAGGCAAGCUGCACGACCAGAUUCGUGGGAAGCUGAAUGCUGAGGCGUCUACUACCCAGCUUACUGAUAAGAUCCGGCGGCUCAAGCACAAGUUCCGUUUGCUUGUGGACCGUGCCAAGGAGGGACGAGAGCCAGAAUUGCCAACCACGCAUGACCGUGAUCUCUACGAACUCGGCAAGAAAGUGUGGGGGGUAAAGACUGGUGGUGCUGGUAGUGGCGGAGGAGGUGCUUAUGAGAAUAAUGAGGUUGCUGAGAGCGAUGAGGAGCAAAGGAGUGGAGAGAGUGACGAGGAUAUGGAAGGUGAUUGGGACGACCAGGACCGCAGCAACAAUAGGAGGCCAAAGGCGGUUCCUGUCUCAAAUGGGAUUGUGAAUGCCAUUGCAAUUGGAGGUAGGACUAGGCAUGGAAACAGCAGUGGGAAGGGUGUUGUAGCAAAGGGGAAGGACAUGUACCCAUACCUGUGGGAGGCCGUUGAUGAGCUAUCCAAGGAGCACCCAAGUGGAACGGUGUUCAGGAAGGCCUUUGAUGUGCUGGAAGGGCCAAGGGCACUGGCGAUGGAGGAGAAGCUAGAGAAAUUCAAGCAUUCAGAGAUCAGGCAGCAGCUGCGUAGGAUGGACUUGAUGAAGGAGACGGUGAAGAUGGUGCUUGAUGCACUGGAGGGUUAACUGAGUAGGUUGAAAUUACAUACCAUUGGAUUUGGAUGCAUGGCCAGGUGAGUAUGUUGCUCAAAAAGGGUGAUAACGACAUAAUGUGUCUUUCCAGUUCCUAGUUUAGUCUCAAUCUGAUGUUUUUGGUAUAGAUCUUCGGUUGCUUUAACUUCUGUGGUCAAGCCUAUACUUGCCUCAACCAAAUUUAGGUCUAGAGCAGGAAACAUAGUCCUCUGAAACAUUAUGACCUAUGUUGCUCAGAUACUAAUUUGUGUGAUGUUCGUUCCAUCAUCGCCAUAUUUUUGGUUGUGCUUCUCACUGGUUCUAUA
Molecule: messenger RNA, 1721 nt
Organism: Brachypodium distachyon (stiff brome)
Lineage: Eukaryota; Viridiplantae; Streptophyta; Magnoliopsida; Poales; Poaceae
Product: STOREKEEPER protein
Exons: 1
Coding region: 112-1410 (432 amino acids)
Biological process (GO): regulation of DNA-templated transcription
Cellular component (GO): nucleus
Source: RefSeq, a predicted model, not a curated record